Molecule: messenger RNA, 1631 nt
Organism: Mus caroli (Ryukyu mouse)
Lineage: Eukaryota; Metazoa; Chordata; Mammalia; Rodentia; Muridae
Source: RefSeq, a predicted model, not a curated record
AUGGGCGGCGCGCGGCUCCGCCCUCCACCCGCCCGCCUCCACAGUUAAUAGUCCAGAGUCGGCGUGUGGAUAGUGUGGCUCUUUCUGGAAGAGAGGAGAGAGCAGCGUCCUGCCCUCGACUUGAGCAAUGCUGAGAAACUGCGCUAUGCGCCUGCGCACUCUGCGGCCGGGAGCAGCUAGGAGGUUAUUUUCUUCUGAGAAAGUCAUUCCUAAGGACUAUGCUCUCCCUAACCCCAGCUGGACUAAGGACCUCAGACUCCUUUUUGAUCAGUUCAUGAAGAAAUGUGAAGAUGGCUCCUGGAAACGCAUGCCUUCACACAGACAAAACCCUACUCGAGCUAUUCAAGAGUUCCAAACCCUUUUUGUUGAAUCUGGCUCCAUCCCUCUGAGAAGAUUUGUUCACGGGGGUGCCAUUGCAACCAUCAUUGAUGUCACUACUGGCACGUGUGCAUUUUCCGAAGGCAUUGCCAUGACUGCCAACCUCAACAUCAACUAUAAAAAACCUAUCCCCCUUCUUUCUGUUGUUGUGGUAAAUAGCCAACUUCAAAAAAUUGAAGGAAGGAAACUUUUUGUUUCCUGUACUAUUCAAAGUAUUGAUGAGAAGACUUUACACACAGAGGCAACAGCCUUAUUUAUAAAGCUGGAUCCUGAGAAACCUUUGACAUAAAAGAACUUCUGAUGAGUUCCACACUGUUCUGCAUGAGGCUCUCCCCCUCCAGAAGCAGCAUCCACCUCCACUCCUGUCACAGCUGCCGAAUCCCCCAGGGAAAGCCUGCUCUCACAGACCCUUCAGAACAGCCUCUGAAAUAUGGCUGCAGGAACUCACUCUCCACCUUCCAGAUUUUUUGUAAGAAGUACUUCCUGGGAGAGUCACAGCAAUAAUCUGUAUCUCCCUAGGACAAAUGUGUGGUUCUAACACGUGAACAGACUUUAAAGCUAACAAGCACAGGACCUGCUCUGCUGUGGACUGCAGAAGGAAAAGACAAAAAGAAAAAAGACUAUAUUGAAACUUUGACUGCAAAUGUGGAAAUGCAAGAAAACCAAAGGCAGGGAUAAAUAUAUGAAGUGUUGUGAGUGAGGUGCGUGUGUACGUAAGCCACGCUGCGUGUUACAAAGCUAGGUUUGUUGUAUCUAAACAAACAUCUCUCUGGCUAUAUUAGGGAACACAGCUCACUUCUGUGGGAAUGGCCCCCACAUCUCAGUUGUCUGGGGCCCUAGAGAUUAAAAUACUGCUCUUUUUUCCUACCUGUGCAAUUGUAUCUUAAACAAUUUGUCAUCCCUGGAAGAAGGUUCUGUUAGCUUUCUGGGACUAUAAUGAAGAACUACAAGUUAGGUGGUUUAAGCAAACAAAAACAUCACUGUCACACUCCCAGACACCAGAAGUCUAAAAGUAUUAACAAAAUGUUGCUUCUUAAAGUUCUGGGCAGGAACUCUCUCCUGGCUUCUACCAAGGAAGCUUCCAGCUUUCCCUGGUUUUCAGACACAGCAUAAUUUCUAAUUGUAAUUCUUUAUUAUCUUCUCUCUGUUGUAUCCAAAUUUCUCUUUGUGAAUUGUUUAUUUAUUUGUCUGAGUGAGUGUGUGUGUGUGUUCAGAUGCUAAAAUAAAUUGGGAGGUUAAUGUUCUAGAAAGCA